AUGGAUCAUAACUUCAGCGAUAUGAUCCUGCGCGAGAGCGCAUGGAGCGGCGGCGGCGUGGGUGCCGGCGACGGCGGGGCGGUCUUGCUGCCACCGGAGGUGGUGGGGAACGUCGUCGAAGGCGGCAGCGUCAUGACGGUGCUGGAGAGGUUGGUGCUCGACGAGGCGCUGGCAGCGGCGAUCCUGGAGCUGCAGGGCACCAUCGUCGUCCAGCAGGCGCCCCCCUGCGCCGGCAAGGCGGUACCGACGGCCGGUGGUGGCGUGGUUGGGGAGGCCGCUGUCGUCUUCCCCUCGAUGGCGAUGGCCACGCGGCCAACGCCCGCCUACGCGGACGUUGACGCGGAUGUCCUGCAGCGACAGCAGCAUCACCAUCGCCAUCAGGGCGCGAUGGGGAUGCCUCCCGACUACGACCUCACACCAGCAACACCUGCUGUCGCGGUAACUGCUGCUGUGCCGGCCGCGUUCACAGCCACCGCGGUUGACAGCGGAGGCAACAACAGCCUCGUCGUCGGACGAUCGCCGCCGGUCUUCUCCGCCAGCAACGAGACCACAGCAACGGCGGGGGCCGUGACCGCGACGACGAGCCUCAGUUGUGAACAAGGAGGCGGAGGCGGUACCGGUGGUGGCAAAAGGCAACGCCGGCCCAACAGGAAGAGGAAGGCGGCCGCCGAGCGGUCACCUGUGGCCGCGGCGGCGGCACAGGAGAGGACCCUGUGCAGCCUCCUUGCGUCCACCACCACCGCGGGCGAAGGCGGCUUCCAGAUCGCCUUCAGCACGAGCGCCGCCAAGAGAUCAGCGAAGCCGUCGUCGCUGAGCAGCAGCGGCUCGUCGAGCAUCAGCUUCGACGGCCGGAACAACCCCGCGGGCAACGGCGGCGUCGACGACCCCAUGUACGAGCCGGACACGGAAGCGCUGGCGCAGGUGAAGGAGAUGAUCUACCGCGCGGCCGCGAUGCGCCCGGUCUCCCUCGGCUCCGAGGACGCUGGCGAGCGCCCGCGCCGCCGCAACGUGCGCAUCUCGUCCGACCCACAGACGGUGGCGGCGCGGCAGCGGCGGGAGCGCAUCAGCGAGCGCCUCCGCGUGCUGCAGAAGCUCGUCCCGGGCGGCGCCAAGAUGGACACCGCCUCCAUGCUGGACGAGGCCGCCAACUACCUCCGCUUCCUCAAGUCACAGGUCCGGGAGCUGCAAACCCUAGACCGCCGGAACUACGGUGCCACUGCGAAUAAUGCCAACGACGCCACCGCCACCAUGGCUGCUGGGUCACUGAUGAGCUACAACAAUGGCAACGGUUCCAUGCCGGCCUUCGCCUUCCCGGCAGCAGGCGAAACCCUACGAGGAGCAGCAGGAGGAGGUGUUGAUCGACCAGCUGAUUUAGUCAUUUAG
Messenger RNA from Miscanthus lutarioriparius, 1383 nucleotides. The record is from the annotation of a GenBank genome assembly. Lineage: Eukaryota; Viridiplantae; Streptophyta; Magnoliopsida; Poales; Poaceae.